This is a messenger RNA of Cuscuta epithymum, 754 nucleotides long. The record is from the annotation of a GenBank genome assembly. NCBI's taxonomy places the organism in Eukaryota, Viridiplantae, Streptophyta, Magnoliopsida, Solanales, Convolvulaceae.
CCCGGAAAAUUGGUGAAUAUCCAGGGGUGAAAGUUAUUUGGCCGCAAUGACGAAUCCAAAUGGCAUACGUUCUUCUCCUUCUCCACAAAAACCUUCAAUCACUCAUGUCAUCUUCGAUAUGGACGGCCUUCUUCUUGACACAGAGAAGUUCUACACUGAAGUCCAAGAGAUUAUACUUGCUAGAUACACCAAGACCUUUGAUUGGUCACUCAAGGCAAAAAUGAUGGGUAAGAAGGUUUUAGAAGCAGCUAAGGUAUUUGUGGAGGAGACAGGAAUUAGUGAUUCUCUGACAGCUGAGGAUUUUCUUGUUGAAAGAGAAGCUAUGCUGCAGAAUUUGUUUCCAACCAGUGAACUCAUGUCAAGUGCUAGCCGCUUGAUUCUGCACCUUCAUGAAAAAGGAAUACCAAUAUCUGUUGCAACAGGCUCUCACAAGCGCCACUUUCAAUUGAAAACAAAACAACAUGAUGAACUUUUUUCGUUGAUGCAUCACAUUGUUGUUGGUGAUGACCCAGAAGUCAAACAAGGGAAACCUUCUCCUGAUAUUUUCCUCACAGCAGCUAAAAAUUUGAGGAUGCACCUGUUGAUCUGCAUAAAGUUCUUGUUUUUGAGGAUGCUCCCUCAGGUGUUCUUGCUGCUAAGAAUGCUGGCAUGUCAGUGGUAAUGGUUCCUGACCCCAGGUUGGAUAGCUCUCACCAUGAAAAUGCAGACCAAGUUCUCGGUUCUUUAUUAAAUUUUAACCCAGCUGAUUGGGGGU